AUGAUCCAUGACAGGAAUACAGUGUCCCCAGCACCUACGGAGAGCACGGUCUAUGGGAAUGGACACAAUGGGACCAGGUGCUUCGCAGAACAUGUCCCUGAAAUCGUCACCGGUAGCAUCACGCUGCUCAUCUGCCUGUGCGGGCUGGUGGGGAACGCGGCCAUCCUCUGGCUCCUCGGCUUCCGCAUCCGCAGGAACCCCUUCACCGCCUACCUCCUGAACCUGGCCGUCGCCGACACCUGCUUUCCCUUCUGCACGUCAGCUUUCCUUGUGAUAUAUCAUAUGCCCAUGCUCAGCUGCUUCCAGCCGGCACUUUUGCGGGUGCUGCCGCUAUUUCACUCCAUGGUUCUGCUGACGUACAGCACCAGCCUCUAUCUGCUCACGGCCAUCAGCGUGGAGAGGUGUGUGAGUGUCCUCUGGCCCUUCUGGUGCCGAUGCCACCGCCCGAAGCUCCUGUCGGCCAUCAUGUGCAGCCUGCUGUGGGCCCUCGCCUGUGUCCUUGCUGGGCUGGUGUACUUUGUGUGUGACCUGGUUCUUUCCAACGUGAUCCUCUUCAUCAAGCUUAGACGUAGCUCUUGGCAACACCACCCGGCGAGGCUGUACACUGUCAUCUUCCUUGCCGUUUUCUUCUUCAUCCUCUUUGGCAUCCCGCUCAGUGUCCAGAUCUUCCUCAACUUCUUUGUCUACAUUAAUUUUGUCUUUGAGAUCUGCCUGUUGCUGGCCUCUUUCAACAGCAGCAUCAAUCCGGUUAUUUACGUCCUGGUUGGGAGCUACGGGAAGUCCAAGUUCAGGGGAUCCGUCAAAGUGGCUCUUCAGAGGGUCUUUGAAGAUAGAGCAGAUUCCCAAGAGCGGAAACCCGUCUCCGUCCGGCUGACGGAUCUGGCGGCACCAGUCAGCAGCCAAACCUCCACCCCGCCGAGGGGGUUCAACCGGCAAGGGACAGGCAAAGACACGCUGGCCGCAGUCUGA
Molecule: messenger RNA, 969 nt
Organism: Opisthocomus hoazin
Lineage: Eukaryota; Metazoa; Chordata; Aves; Opisthocomiformes; Opisthocomidae
Source: RefSeq, a predicted model, not a curated record